Molecule: messenger RNA, 2996 nt
Organism: Bufo bufo (common toad)
Lineage: Eukaryota; Metazoa; Chordata; Amphibia; Anura; Bufonidae
Gene: USP5
Product: ubiquitin specific peptidase 5
Exons: 20
Coding region: 57-2621 (854 amino acids)
Biological process (GO): protein deubiquitination
Molecular function (GO): zinc ion binding; protein binding; cysteine-type deubiquitinase activity
Source: RefSeq, a predicted model, not a curated record
GAGCGCCGCCGGAAGCGGAAACAGAGCCUUGUCACUCUCCUCCAGGAACCGGAGUCAUGGUGGACGUUAAAGAUGCGCUGUUGUCUGUCCUGCCGACUAUCCGGCUGCCCAGGGCUGGGGACCGAGUACACAAGGAUGAGUGUGCCUUCUCCUUCCAUACACCGGAGUCUGAUGGCGGAUUAUAUAUCUGUAUGAAUACCUUCCUGGGGUUUGGCAGACCGUAUGUAGAAAAAUACUACAACAAGUCUGGCCAGAGAGCGUUCCUGCACCUGAAGAGGACCGCCAAACCGAAAUCUGAUGACUCCAGUUCUAAUACAGGUGACCCCCCUCGCAAGAAGCCCACCCGCCUCGCCAUAGGGAUGGAGGGCGGAUUUGACAUGUGUGAUGAGCAGUGUGAGUAUGAGGAAGAGGUGAAGAUGGUCAUUCUGCCCGAGUUCCUGGAGAUUCAGCGGGACGGACUGUUGGAACUCCCAGAGAUGGUCAGGGACCGGGUGUCCUCUGCCAUUGAUGCCAUCUUAGCUGCCGACUCUGCUUCUCGUAAGCAGGAGAUUCAGGCAUGGGACGGGGAGGUGAGGCAAGUCUCCAAACACGCGUUCAGUCUCCAACAGCUUGAGGGGGCUCCCCGUAUCCCUCCUUGCGGCUGGAAGUGCAGCGUGUGCGACCUGCGGGAGAACCUGUGGCUCAAUAUGACAGACGGAGCCAUCUUUUGUGGAAGGCGGUACUUUGAUGGCAGUGGAGGGAAUAACCACGCAGUGCAGCAUUACAGGGAGACCGGGUACCCGUUGGCUGUCAAGCUAGGCACAAUCACUCCAGAUGGAGCUGAUGUUUAUUCCUACGAUGAAGACGACAUGGUGCUUGACCCCAACCUGGCGGAACAUCUGGCUCACUUUGGGAUCGACAUGAUGAAGAUGCAGAAGACCGACAAGACGAUGACCGAGCUGGAAAUUGAUAUGAACCAGAGAAUUGGCGAAUGGGAGCUGAUCCAAGAAUCAGGGGUACAGCUGCAGCCAUUGUAUGGACAGGGGUACACAGGGAUCCGCAACCUGGGCAACAGCUGCUAUCUGAACUCAACGAUGCAGGUUGUGUUCAGUAUACCGGCCUUCCUGCGCAAGUAUGUGGAGCGAAUGGAUCAAAUAUUCCAUAAGGCACCAGCUGAUCCCACGCAGGACUUCAGCACCCAAGUAGCGAAGCUCGGCCACGGGUUGUUGUCUGGAGAACACUCAAAGCCGGGAACUGAGAAAGAGGGCGAGGAGCAGAAGGGCAUACAGGACGGCAUUGCACCACGUAUGUUUAAAGCACUUAUUGGAAAAGGACACCCCGAGUUUUCCACCAACAGGCAGCAGGAUGCCCAGGAGUUCUUCCUACACUUCAUAAACAUGGUGGAGAGAAAUUGCCGCAGCUCUUCCAAUCCCAAUGAGGUUUUCCGGUUUUUGGUGGAGGAGAAGAUUAAAUGUCUGGUGUCUCAUAAAGUGAAGUACACGCAGAGGGUGGAGUAUAUCCUGCAGCUGCCUGUCCCCAUGGAGGCCGCAUUAAACAAAGAUGAGCUCGCUGCCUAUGAGCAGGCCAGACAGCAAGCAGAGCAGGAUCACCGGCCCCCUCCUGAGCUAGUCAGAGCACGAAUUCCAUUCACAUCCUGUCUAGAAGCCUUUGCAGCCCCUGAGCAAUUGGACGAGUUCUGGAGCGCCGCCCUGCAGGCCAAGUCUACUGCACUCAAGACGUCCCGCUUUGCCUCAUUCCCCGAUUAUCUGGUCAUCCAGAUUAAGAAAUUCACCUUUGGUCUGGACUGGGUUCCAAAGAAAUUGGACGUCUCAAUUGAUGCCCCAGAGGAACUGGACCUGUCUCAAUUUCGGGGUGGGGGUCUGCAAGGGGAUGAAGAGGAACUUCCAGAUGUAGCUCCCCCUUUGGUGACCCCAGAUGAGCCCAAAGGUAGCCUUGGUUUCUAUGGCAACGAUGAUGACGACUCGUACUGCUCCCCUCACUUCUCCUCUCCGACAUCUCCCAUGCUGGACGAGUCGGUGGUCACGCAGCUGGUGGAAAUGGGAUUCCCAGCCGAAGCCUGUCGCAAAGCAGUUUAUUACACGGGCAACAGCGGCGCAGAAGCCGCCAUGACGUGGGUGAUGUCUCACAUGGACGACCCAGACUUUGCUCAUCCUUUAGUUUUAUCCGGGGUCAGCGCUCCACCUUCAGUCCCCACAGGAGGAGACCCUCCAUCUGAGGAGCACAUAGCCACAAUUAUAUCUAUGGGCUUCUCCCACGAGCAAGCAGUGAAGGCUCUCCGCUCUACAAGCAACAGUCUGGAGCGAGCAGUGGACUGGAUCUUCUCGCACAUCGAUGACCUGGAUGCUGAAGCUGCUAUGGACCUGUCAGAAGGACGCUCCGUGGCAGAAUCCGUGUCCGAGAGCCUCCCUGCUGCCGGGCCUCGCGUCAAAGAUGGGAAUGGCCGAUAUGAGCUGUUCGCAUUCAUCAGUCAUAUGGGAACGUCCACCAUGUGCGGUCACUACGUAUGUCACAUAAAGAAAGACGGACGGUGGGUGAUCUACAAUGACCAGAAGGUCUGCGCAUCUGAGAAGCCUCCAAAAGACCUUGGCUACAUUUACUUUUACCAGCGUGUGCAGAGCUAAUCCCCCCUCCCCUCACGGUCUGUGUCCCUCCUUGGCGAGGAUUGUGGGAUAGAUGGUUUCCUGGUUCUCAUCUUCAAGGUUUGGUGCGGCUUUAUUCCGAGGUUAUUGCUGCAAGAUGUUCCUGUCCUUGGAUUCUCCCAACCCUCCAUUCCCAUUGCUGCACUCUUUCCCCCCCCAAUAUCUUCAGCAGAGAAUGGGUCUGGCGUAUUGGACGGUCAGGCGGUGUCUGCUUCUGCAUUGGGGGCAGGACUCGGGGGUGGAGAUCCGAUACCAGGAUCCGUGUGCUCAGUCCUGGGGUGCAGGGGUUUCUCUCGCAGUAGUUGGCUGGUUUAUGUGUUCACAAAACCGUGUGAAUAAAGUUUUUCUCUCCCCAUA